Neltuma alba is the source of this 973-nucleotide messenger RNA. RefSeq names its product gibberellin 2-beta-dioxygenase 2-like. The transcript is spliced from 3 exons. Lineage: Eukaryota; Viridiplantae; Streptophyta; Magnoliopsida; Fabales; Fabaceae. The record is from RefSeq and is a predicted model, not a curated record. The coding region runs from base 1 to 909 and encodes 302 amino acids.
AUGGUGAUGGCAUCUGCAAACCCGGCGGUUUUAGAGCUUCCGAGUGUGGACCUGUCGGCGGAGAGGUGGGCGGUGUCGGAGCAGAUAGUGAAAGCGAGCCAAGAGUACGGCUUCUUCAAGGUGGUGAAGCAUGGUGUGCCGGAGCACAUCAUCACCACCAUGGAAGAAGAAGCCUUCGCCUUCUUCGCCAAACCGGUGGCUCAGAAGCAUGCCGUCGCCGGCUACGGCUCCAACACCAUCGGCUUAAGCGGAGACGUCGGCUGCCUCGACUACCUUCUCCUCAACGCUUCUCCUUCUUCCUCAUCUUUCUCCCAGCUAACCCCCCCAAGCUUCAGGUGUAGUGUGAGUGAAUACGUAGGAGCAGUGAGGGAGCUGGCAUGUGAGAUAUUGGAGCUAAUGGCAGAGGGUCUGGGGGUCCCCGAUACUAUGGCUUUCAGCAACCUCCUCAGACACCAUGAAAGUGACUCUCUCCUCAGGCUCAAUCACUACCCUCCUCUCCUUCUCAAGGACAUCAAUGUUGCCUUUGGCGAGCAUUCUGACCCUCAGAUCUUGAGCCUCCUCAGAUCCAACGAUGUUGCUGGCCUCCAGAUCUCCCUCCCCAAUGGCCUCUGGUUCCCCGUUUCCCCUGACCCCUCUGCUUUCUUUGUUAAUGUUGGUGAUGCUUUACAGGUGAUGACAAAUGGCAGAUUUGUAAGUGUAAGGCAUAGGGCUAUGACAAACUCACACAAGUCCAGAAUGUCAAUGGCAUUUUUUGGGGCUCCACCUCUAAAUGCCUGCAUAGCUGCUCUCCCGGAGAUGGUUACCGCCCAGAGGCCAUCGCUUUACAGACCUUUCACCUGGGCCGAAUACAAGCAAGCUGCUUACUCUCUCAGGCUUGGUGAUCACAGGAUUAACCAUUUCAGGAUGUGAGCACAAGUAGACCAGUAGCAGGCAUUCUUCUGGCCCACCCCCACCAAUCAAUGUGAAAAACUUG